This is a messenger RNA of Schistosoma guineensis, 12678 nucleotides long. NCBI's taxonomy places the organism in Eukaryota, Metazoa, Platyhelminthes, Trematoda, Strigeidida, Schistosomatidae. The record is from the annotation of a GenBank genome assembly.
AUGAACAACUUGACACUUCCUCAUCAACUAAGAAAUUUUCUUACAUUCAAUGAUUUACCAAAUGGAUGUAUCGAAUAUCUACUUAACAAAUUAUACAUACAAUCUAAUUCACUUCUUAUUCAAUUAAAUUUAAUCAGAAUUAAUAAUGAUCAAAUGAAUAUAGAUUCAGCAUAUACUACUGAAAUCACUUUUAAACAUCAUCAUCAUCAUCACGAUGAUGAUGCUGAUGAUGUUGAGGAUGAUGACGAUGACGAUGACGAUAGAUCGUUAAUGACAUUUGAUCAGUUACAUUGUCUCCUUAAAUUAUUUUGUUUAUUUGGAAGAAAUGAUCCUAUUCAACAAUUCAUUAUUGAAGAUCAUUCUAUUCAUCAAAUUAUAUUAAAUCUAUUGAAAUUGAUUUAUCAUUCAAAAGUUUUUGAUCUAUUGAAUCUUAUAGUUUACUUCAUAGAAACAUUCUAUGAUCCUUAUGGAAUGUGGAAUAAAUGGAAAUCUAUUUACUAUGAUCAAAAAUAUGAAAAUUUAAGAUUUUUCACUUCUAUAUCUACAUUAUCAAAAGAAUCACUUGAUAAUGUUCAUUUAAGUAUAUUCGAUUUAAUUAAACAAAACAAUGACAAUGCAACAAUUCGAACUUUACUGAUCAACGCUUAUUGUUAUAUAUCAGUUGGAUGUUAUGGUUUUUUAAAAUACAGUCAUGUACACGAUUUGUUUUGUUUAAUCAAUCAAUCAAAUCGACCACUUACGGAAUUAUCAUCAGCAUCAUCAUCGUCAUCAGAACCUCAGGGAAUUUAUUAUAAUGUAAAUGAACAGUAUUCUUUUGGAAAGGAUUUCUCACAGAAUACCAAGACGAAUAUUGACCAAUCAAAUCAAUCUCAACAAUAUAAUGAAGAGUUUGUUGUUAUAUCAAGUUUUUUAAUUUAUGGAUUAAGUCUUCAAGAAUCAAACAUGAUUACAUUAAAAUUAGCGGUAGAUCAAUUUCGUUCUGAUAUUGGUAAUAAAGGAACUCUUUCCACUAUUGAUUAUUAUUAUCAAAUUCUACUUAUACAGUUAUCUAGUCGUAUAAGACUAUGUUAUCAACAUCAACCAGAGAUUCUGUUAUCAAAUAUCCAACCAAUAACAUUCAACGACUCGUCCUCCUCGUUGUCGUCGUCAUCAUCUUCUUCUUUCUUUAAGAGAUAUUAUCAAUACUUUUUAACAUUUCUAGCCUCUAUUGAUAUGAAUCAAUCAUAUUGUAAUAUAUUUAUUACAUCACAAUUAAAAAGUGAUACAACAUUGAUACCUUCUCCUUUAUUUAUAAAAAGAUUACCGAAUUCUUUUUAUGAUCAAUUAACAGAAUAUCUAUGUCAUUUAUAUGAUCCUAAAUCAGAGAUCAAUCAUAUUCUCAAUGUGAUUGGUAAAAGUCUUUUAUGUUGGGCUUUUGGAAUACUACCAGUGUGUAUUGAUCCACAAUUAAAUCAUUUGAUAGACAAUCCUUGUAAUGAAAAUAUUUCAAAAUCGUAUACCCAUGUUAUUGUUCAUGGCGAUAUUUUGAUCGUCUUAUUAAAUUGGAUCGUUUAUUUAUGGAAUGUAAUGAAUUCAUCACAAUGUUCAUCAUACAACAAAUCAAUAAAUGUAACCAUUUUUCAUAUCAUUCAUCAAAUAUUGAAAAUAAUUAUUGAUUGUUUAUUGGAUCCGGAUACAAUUGGACAAUUGAGUAAAGCAUAUUGUUGCCAAGUUGGAGUAAUUCGAUAUGCAAUAAUUCCAAAUAUUGUUAAAUUAUGUGAAUUAUUAAAACAUAAACUUGGCAUAUUAAGUACUGAACAAGAAAAAGUUGAUUAUGAGGUAGUGAAAUAUCAAUAUUUCCAAACACUUAAAAUCUUCAAUAUAUUUUUAACCAUACUUCAAUGUUUAGGAGAAUUUUCAAUGUCUGCUCCAGAUCUUGCAAAUUUUCUAAGAAUGUUUCGUUCAGAAUCUGUCAGAUUAUUUUGUAAUAGAUUACUACAAAUACUUGUAAAAAUUACACAAAAAACUCAGUUGAAUUUAACUCCAUUACCAAGUUCUGGCUAUUGGUUUCAAUUUAGUCAACCACAAGACAGUCUUCUUGUUUUACCAGUUGGACCGGAAUUAGGAGAUUUAAAAUAUGAUCAAGAUAUCAGUAUCACUUUUGAAAACUCAUUUACAUCCAUUAAUCCAUUAUCAACUGAUAUGAGUUUACAUUUUUGGUUAUCGAUUAAUAAUCAAUCAACUGAUAAUGAUAAUUCACUUAGUGAUCCAUUUCAAACAAUCGAUCCAAAACGAUACUGCCUUUUCAGAUUAUUAUGUACAAAUGGAAAUGGUUUAGAGAUAUUUUUGACAAAAUAUGGUUAUUUAAUUGUUGCUGUAUCAACACAAGAAGGUUUCAAUUAUGUUGUUACAUGUGGGCCAGAUAAAUUAACACCAUGUGAAUGGCAUUCUGUUGCAGUUGUCUUUUGUCAUACCCGUCGUCUUUUAGUUACCAAAGCUAUACUCAAAGUCUUUAUAGAUGGUAAUCUUUGUUACUCUGGGGAUUUUCCUCAUCCACAAAUAAAUGGAAAUAUAUUCAUUCUACAUAUUGGUGGUUGUCCAAAUUGGGUUGAUCAAAUUGCUUACACUAAAUUAUUAUGUCAUAUCAAUUCUAGAACUGGUCGACGUAAUGCUGUUAUAUCUAAACAACAAACGAUGAAUAAACGUUCAUAUAUCAAUCGUGAAACUUUAUCUGUUUCAUCAAUUUCAUCAAUAUAUCAAGAAAAUUUAAAGAAUUGCUUUAAUCUUUUCUCUCAACAACUUGAAAUUGGUAAAAUACAUAAAGUGGAUCUAGGUAAUGAACGUUUAUUAUGGGGAAAAUUAUGUUCAUUUCAAGGGAAAUUAAUUUCAUGUUCUAUGUUUAAUGAAGCAUUAUCGGAUAUUAUAUGGCAAGAAGUUUAUUCACAUGGACCUUGUAAUUUAACAUAUCUAUUGGACAAUGGAUGUUAUAAUAUAAACAAUACUACUACCAAUACUACUACUACUACUACUACUACUACUAAUACUAAUACUACUUAUACCAAUAUCAGUAGUAUUAAUACUGAUGAUUCUAUUGGAAAUAUAAAUCAUUUCACAAAAAUUAUAUUUCAUUAUCAUGCUAAAGCAGUAAAUUUAUAUAAUUCUAUAUGUUUAGAAUUAAAUAGUGAAAAUCUUGGUUUAAUUAGUUCAUUUGAAUGUAUCCAUUUGUUACCAUGUCAACAAAAAAAUCAAUAUUUAUUAAUUAAUGAAAGUUUUUAUCAUAAAUAUUUAUGGUUUAAACAUAUUUAUUAUAAAUGUAAAAAUUAUGGUGGUUUACCAGCAACUAUAUUAGGACCUAAACGAUUUGAAACAUUUCGAAUAACUGAUUCAAUCAAUCAAAUUGGAGGUAUGGGUGUAUUGUUACCAAUUCUUAAAUUACUUCGAUAUUUUCCAACAAAUGACUAUGAUAAUUCAUUGAAGAAAUUGUAUCCUAUAGAUGCUACAUAUUUAUCAACAGAUGAUAUAGGUUUAACUGAUCUAUUCAUCUUUGCAUAUCAACGUUAUAUUCAUGAUAUGAAUAUUGUGUUCAAUAAUGAGAUGACAAAAACUAAUAACCUACCUCAUGAUAUGGUCUCCAUGAAGACAUCUAAUAAUGUUUCAUUGAAUGAGUCAAGUGAAUUACAUCCACGUUCUAAAUCUCUUUCGUUAAUUAGCACUGAUGGUACUAGUAAUAGUACACCAAAUUCAAAAGAUGAACGAAGUAGUUCUUUUUGUUCAAUUAUAUCUAAUAGUACAUUGAGUAAUAGUAGUCUGGCUAAUCUACUCUUAAUUCUUCGUAAUUUAAUAGUGUCAAAGCCGGAAAAUCGUGUACAAGUUUUAUCUCCUGAUUUUAUAUUACCCCUUUUAUACCUUUUAAAAAAGCUUCAUCCUUUACGUUUCGAUUCAUUUGUAGUAUCUACAAUUCAUGACCUCUUCCGUGUUCUUAUCUAUUUACCUAGUAAAAGACAAUCUUUAUUCAAUAUGAAUACAAUACAAAAUUGGUUUGAUAAUCAAACUAAUCAAAUACUAUCUGGAAAUGUUUUAUAUCUUGCUUGUCAGUUAUUAUUAGAUUGGGAUUUAUGGUCAAAACCUAAUUCCAUAGCAAUUAUGUUACAUUUACAGAAAUUAAAUCAAUUGGUUAUUGAUUAUAAUAGUUUAUUAAAGGAACUAUCAGUUGAUUCAUUAUUAGGAUCACUUGUACAGUAUCAUAAUCAUUUAGAUUCAUGGUUAAAUGAUCUGCCUACAACAUAUACUACUGAUAUCUUAUUCAAACUACCUACAUUAACUACUAAUAUAAUAAAUAAUAAUGAUAAAUAUGAAUUAUUAAUAUCAAAUCAAAUAAGAAUAGAAAUGUGUAAAUUAAUUGAAAUGAAACUGUUGCCAAGGACACAAAGUAAAGAUUUAAUUAAAUUAGUUAAUUUUAUUAUCACUUGUCCAAUUAUGGUAUUGGUAAAGGAUGUAAUAACUAUGUUACAUAAUUGUUUUGAUCGAACUCAUACCAAUGAUCCAUUUACAUUAAUCAUUUAUGAAUCAGAUUUAAUUGUAAAAUUGUAUAGUUUAUUACUUAGAUCAAAUUAUCAAGUGGAUAUUGAAACUAAGAAAUUAGUAUUAAAGUUUAUUCAUAAAUUAGCUUUAUCUGAUCGAGUCACGGAUAAAUACAAGUCACAAUUAUUUCUUAAAGAUUGGAAUGGUUUCAGUUCAUUAUUGAAUAAUAAUAAUUCAAAUAUAUUAAUAUUAUUACAAGAUUAUGAAAUUGUUAAAAUAUUCUUGGAUCUAAUGAAACGUGGUCCUUCAUAUGAUAUUUUGGGAUUGUUACGUUUAAUGGAUCUAUUAUAUCAAAGUCCAUUGAAAUUUCGUAUUUUAGCAGUAAAUACCUUUAUGGAUAUAUUUAAUAAAUCAUCAAGAUAUGUUAUUGAAAUUUUAAAUCAAUUCCCAGUAUUCUUGGAUUCAUUUUUCCGUUUAUUGAUUAAAUGUCCUAAAGAGAAUACUCAUCAACUUGACCGAAUAUCAAUAUCUCGAUUUGGAUUAACUGGGAUUCGCUCACCACAAAAAUAUUUGAAUGAAAUUCAUACAAGACGUCUAGGAUCUACCAAUGAUUCUGGUCAUGGUAGUUCAAUUAAUUCACAAACUGACGACUUAUACUCACCAACUCUAUCUAUACCACAGAAUAAAACAUCAAUAACAUCAUCUUUAUCAACUAAUGAAGUAGAAUCUGUCUUCAAUAGUCCAACCAAUACACAUAUCCCUGAUACAAUGGAUGAUAUGAAAGAUAUCAAUCUAUUGAAUUCAUUCCCCAUUUCAAGUAUGAAACAAGAACCUAUUACUAUUUCAGAUCAUAUUAGAACAAAUCAACGUUCAGUUUCAAUAUCCAAUAAUUAUAAUCUAAAACAAACUUUACCUAUUCAAUCUCCAGUUUCAUCUUCUAACACUCCUCAACAUUAUACUACUUAUAACAAUAUACAUAGUAGUAUAAGUAAUUCAUAUAAAUUAUCAUUAAAAAAUGAUAACAUUAUAGAAGAGAAUUUAACUCAAUUAAUUAUUAAAUGUUUACAUGAAAUUCUAUGGAUGUCUAAUCAUUUAGAACGUUGGCAUUUAAGUACAACCAUUACAAAUGAUGAUCCAUGGGUGGGAUAUUAUAGAGCUAUGGUAUCAUUUAUGGAAAUCAGUAGUCAGUAUGUUCUUAUAAAACCUGCAUUUUGGAUUAUUCAACGACUAUUUGAAUGCAUUAUUUAUUCAUUAGAACAAUCAUUACCAAAUUAUAAUCAAAAUUUGUUGUUUCCAGGUGCAGUUGAUGGAGAUAAAGUUCGUAGAGUUGUUCAUUUAUUUAUGAUGUUUCUAGUUGAUACUACUUGUAAUCAUAAAAACUGGAUCGAUUAUGAAUAUCGGGUAGAAUUAAUGGAAUCCUUACUACAUUUAUUACAAGAAUCACUUCUUAUAUGGGAAUUAAAUUCAUUACAAUGGAAAGAAGUUCAAGCAUUAACUAUACAUUUAAUUCUAUGGUGGAUUAUUAAUAAUAGUUAUUUACAAUCUCGUUUAUUUAUUUAUUCUUUAACUCAAUUACAUUAUAUCAUUUGUCAAUUGGAAUCAAGAUCAUGUUUUGAAGAAAUUGCAUUUCUUGUUUGUCGUUUGGACAAAGUAAUUGAAAUAUGGUCAAAAUAUGAAGAAUCCAUGAUAAAUGUAGAUGAUAUACAUAAACUGGAAAAACUCAGUGAAAUUCCCAGUGAUCAUUCCGUGAAUAUUCCUCUUAAUCACGAUGUAAGAAAUGUAAAUAAAAGUAUUCCUUCUGAGACUAAUCCUAUCAGUGACCAUUUAUCAUCACGUAUAAAUACCAAUUCACAAUCACAUAAUCUACUUUUAUAUUUAACUCCAAUAAUCUUUAAAUUAUUUAAAGAUUAUAGUGUACUAUUAGAAAUGGAAAAGUGGACACCUAAUUUACCAAAGAUGACAUCUGAUUUUCUCGAAAAAUUUAAAGUUUAUCGUACUAUACCACAUGGUGAAUGGCAAUGCUUUCUUGAAUAUCGUCUUCAACCAGUAGCAGAAUUCUAUACAAUUCAGUAUAUCAUCAGUACAGCAACAAAUCAAAGUAUAUAUCGUGCUAAAGCUAAUGAUGAUAUUGAACAAUCACGUUAUAAACAUAAACAUUAUUUAGAUAAUAUAUCAUUCAGUUUACAUUCUUAUCUAUUACAUAACAUAUCUGAAAUAUCCAAUGAAUCAUUGAUCAUUCCAUAUGUUGUUGAUCCAUCAACUUCUGAAAAGUCAAUCGAUCAUUCUGUAACCAUGACAACAAAACAUAUCACAUCAAUCGAUAAUAAUCAAUAUGAUAUACCUCAAUCCUUAUCAUUUAUUAACAAACAAAAUUAUUAUCCAACAGAAAUAGAAAAAUAUAAUCAACAAAUGAAUUAUUGGCAUGCUUUAUCAUAUCGAUUAAUGUAUACAUCAUUGAAUGCUCCAUGGUUUAUAAGUUAUGCAAAAGUUGAACAUUGGCGUUUAUCUGCAUUGGAAACAAUCAGUCGUAUACGACCAAAAUUAGAACCAAAUGUAACAUUCAAUUCACAUAUAAAUGCUAGUGCUAAACGAGAUGGUUUAUCUUUAAUUAAAUUUAUACAAUCACGUAUACGACCACAUUCAGUAGAUAAUGAUCAUACAUUAUCUACAACAUCUAUUUGUCAUUCAUUAUCCACAUUGAAAGCUUCUUCUAGUGAAACAAGUUUAGAUAUUUCACAGAAUGAUGAAAUAGAAUGUAAUACUGAUGUUAUUAUGAGACAAAUUAUGAAAUAUCCUCAACUUUUGAAUCAAACAUCCAUUGAAGGAAAUGAUGAUCGUAAUGAAUCGACUUCAAAUAAUAAUGAUGAUGUAAUCCAUAUGGAAAAUGAAGUGUUUUAUUUAUCGGAUGAUCGACGUGGUACAUUAAUUCCAGAUGAAUCUAUAAAAACUCCAACCAUCUUAUCCAAUUCUUCGAACACUUCCAUUAAAGAUCCAGUCAAUGAUGAUAACCAAUUAAAUCAACUUAAACUAAGAAACAAUUCUAAUAAUGAAUCCUUUAUCUCAUCUAUAUCAUCUCAUCAAUCAACUCGAUUGAAUUCAUUCAAUUCAUCAAUGAUUCAUUAUAUACCUCAAAUACAAAAAGGUAAAGGUAUUCUAUUCAGUGUGAAUGCACAAUUAAUUCUAGCAAUUAAAGUCAUUCAAGGUAUAUUAACAUUAACACAAAAUCGUCUAAUAUUUGAUACAUCUAUUCAUAAUGUCAUUCAUGAUAAUAAUAAUAAUAAUCUAUCUACUGAUGAUAACAAUACUACUUAUGAUACUACUGAAUUAUCAAUACCAUUUGGAUAUAAAAUUAUCAAUGAGAAACUAGAUGUAAACAAUACAAAAUUGAAUCAUUCUAGACAAAUAUUCUACAUUCGAUAUAAUUGGUCAUUAGCUAAAUUACGUGAAUUACAUUUACGUCGUUACAAUCUACGUCGUUCAGCUAUUGAGAUAUUUUUUGAAAACAAUUCUAAUUAUUUUUUUAACUUUGAAACUAAAAUUCGUAAUAAAUUCUAUUCGAUCAUUAUGAGUUUACGAUUACCAAGAUUAGUUUAUAGUCAAAGUCGUAAUCCUGGAGAAACACUUAAAUUAUCUGGACUUACAGAACGUUGGGUAAAUAGAGAAAUAUCGAAUUUUGAAUAUCUAAUGCGUUUGAAUACAAUAGCUGGUCGAACAUUUAAUGAUUUAGGUCAAUAUCCUGUGUUUCCUUGGAUUUUAGCUGAUUAUACUUCUUCAGAAUUAGAUUUAAAUUCACAACAUACAUUUCGUGAUCUUUCACGACCUAUUGGAUUAGCUAAUCCGAAAUUUAUUCAAGAAGUCAGAGAGAAAUAUAAUUCAUUUGAAGAUCCAAGUGGUGUUAUGCAAAAAUUUCAUCAUGGAACUCAUUAUUCAAGCGCUGCUGGUGUCUUGCAUUAUCUUGUCCGUUUGGAACCAUUUACAACGUAUCAUGUAAAUUUACAUGGAAAUAAAUUUGAUGUUGCAGAUCGUCAAUUCUAUUCUAUUCCAAAAGCAUGGCAUUUUGAUUUAGGUUUUCGUCAACAUAAUCAAAAUCGUAUUCAUGAUGUAGAACUACCGAAUUGGGCUUCAACACCAGAAGAAUUUAUACGUAAACAUCGUGGUGCAUUGGAAUCUGAUUAUGUUUCAUCACAUUUACAUUUGUGGAUUGAUUUAAUUUUUGGUUAUAAACAACGUGGUCCAGAUGCAGUGAAUGCAUUGAAUGUAUUCAAUUUUGUAACAUAUGAAGGUGCUGUAGAUUUAGAUAAAAUUAGUAAUUCGUGUGAACGUGAAGCUUUAGAAAGUAUGAUACAGAAUUUUGGACAAACUCCAAGUCAAUUACUUAAAGUACCACAUCCAAAACGUUUAACCUAUUCUGAAUGGUUAUCUAUAUUAAUUCAUCAAUGUAGAUUACCUGUUAUUAGUUUAUUAACUUAUGCUAAUCUUAAACAUGACAAUUCAAUACACAAACAUAACUCCUUAAUACAAUCAACAUCUACUACUACCACUACCACUACUAUUAGUAGCAGUAGUAGUACUACUAGUACUACACCUAACAGUACAAAGCCUACAACAUUCUUUCAACGUCUCUUAUCCGAUAAUAAUCCAAAUGAAUAUUUUCAUUCAGUACUCAAUACUCAUACAUUAUUUGAUAAGAUUGAAUUCAUCAAUCAUAAAUGGUGUCCUAUAAAACAUUCAAAUAUCAAUGAUAUUGGUAUUAGUAUAGAAACAUUAAAAUUAAAAGAGAAUACAAUAACUCAAUUGAAUUCAAUCUAUUUAAAUGUUAUACCAGCAUUUUGUUGUCCAUCCAAACAAGAAUCAACUAUAAUGAAUACAAUCAAUAAAGAUUUAUCUUAUACAGAUAUGUAUCGUUCAACAAAUCUAUUAAAAACUCGUUUAUUCUCUACUGGGAGUUCAUCGAUGUUAUCGGCAGCAGCAGCAGCAGCUGCUGCUGGAUUAGUGACAACAACAAUGGCAGCAACAACUACAACACCACCGCCACCACCGCCAACAACAACAAUAUCUGAAAAUCAAUUACCAAAAUCUAAUUGGGAACGUUUAGCAUCAGCUGUUUUUACUAUUAAUAGUAGAGGUAUUAUUGAUCGAUAUUUUUGGAUACCAACUGAUCAACAAUCUAUAGAAUAUAAGAACAAUAAUAUUGAACCUUUGGAACAAUAUGGUUUAUUCUAUGAUUCAUGUCGUUCAUCACAAUAUGGAACAAUCUUCAUCUUUAAAUACUAUUGGUUCACAAUUAUUUGCAUUAACCUAUGAUGAUAAAUGGUUAUUUAUUGGUGGAAGAUGGGAUGGACGUUUAACUAUAUAUAAUAUGUAUCAAUCAAAAAUUCAUGCUUUAUUAACAAGUCCACAUAUAGAUACAAUUAGUUGUGUUGCUAUGGAUUCAGCAUAUAAUUUAAUUGAUCGACAACCAUUUACAUAUCAUGGUGAUUUUAAUAAAAUCAAUAAAUUCUUAAUAGAUCAAUAUAAGAAUUCAAUUAGAACGCAUUAUUAUAUUAUUACUGGUAGUCGUGAUGGUACAUGUGCUAUAUGGGAUUUUGAUAUUUUAAAUGAAGAAGAUAAUGAUGAUCGUGAUCGCGAUCAUGAUUAUGAUCAUAAUGAUGAUCGUGAUGAAGAAGAAGAUCUCAUAGAGUUUCGAUAUGAUCAUUCACCUUUUAUUAAUGAUUCAUUAUUAUCUUCAUUUAAUCAAAGAAAAUUAUUAAAUAGUAAUGUGUUUUUUGGUAGUCAAGAUGAUCUAUCAAUGAAUUCUGAUCCAAAGACUAUACAUGAUGAACAAGAUCAAAAGGAACAUCCUUCAUGUUAUCGAUCUUUUGAUGAAACUGGAUCAUCAUCAUCAUCAUCGUCUUCUUCAUCAAGACUAUUAUUCAAUACAAUCUAUUUACCUAAAAUGGAUUAUCAUUUACAAUAUAAAAAUGCUGGUAUACCGUUUUAUCCAUUUCAUUCAUAUAAAUCUAAAAAAUCAAAACGUUUAGCAAAAAUAAUAAAAAUUUUCUAUGGAAAUUUAUAUGGUAACCCAGUAACAUGUGUUGCACUAAAUAUUGCCUUAGAUACAGGUGUCAUGGCAACAAAUGCUAAUCAUGAUCUAUAUUUAUUUAGUGUAAAAUUAUCAAAUUGGUCACGUGUACUUAAAUUGAAUACAAUCGAAUCAAAUAUGAUAAAUGAAUUACAUUAUCCAUUUGAGAUAUAUCCAAAUACAGGAAAGAUAUUUUUACAUAGAAAUAGAUAUACUACUGUCAAUCAUCUACUUAUAUCACCUAGAUUAGGUUUAAUUUAUAUACAAUGGAAUGUUAUUAUAAAAACGAAUCAAUCUAAUAUAAAUAAAGAAGAAAUUGGACCUAAAUUAAGUUUAUUUAAUUCAAUCGGUGAAAAAUUAUUAGAAAUUUCACCAUUUAUUUAUACUACUGAUUAUAAUCAUAUAAGUAGUAAUGAAUUAAACCAAAUAAUUGUUACACAAAUUUUAUUGACAUCAACACCAAUUCAAUCGAAAUGUACUUUUCAUAAUGAAGAUGAUGAUGAUGAUCAUCAUCAUCAUAAUAAUACUGCAGAAUACUUAGAUGAUCAUUUCAAUCAUUCCAUAUCUCAACAUAUUCUAAUGUCAUUUAAUACAGGACAUUUGAUGAUUUUCAUGGCAGAAACAUUAGUACCUAUUUAUUGUAUUAAAUUAAAUGAAGGAAUUAAUAAUCUAUCAUUAUUAUGUAAUCUUUCAUCAAAUCAAUAUCUUAUUGAAGGUAUUCAUCUUAUGUUAUCAUUAAUGAAUAAUCAAUUAGUAAUAUUUCAAACAAUACGAAAGAAAAUAGAAAGAAAGCAGUUAGCAACAAGACAAGUAUGAAAUUGUUUUACUUGUGUAGAAUCAAUAAUGAAAUAGAAUGAAUGAUUUAUAUGAUGCCAAAGAUUUUUAUGAUUAACAUAUUUCAAUAAACAAAAAGCACCACAAAAAAAACAAAUUGCGUAACAAUAAUUUAUGAAUGAACCAAUCAGAUUGAAGAUAACCGAUUUUGGAUUUUGGCGCGACAUUCCUAUUGAUGAGACUAGAAUUAAUGAAUGAACCAAUCAGAUUGAAGAUAACUGAUCUUGGAUUUUAGUGUGAAAUUCCUAUUGGUGAGACUAGAAUUAAUGAAUGAACCAAUCAGAUUGAAGAUAACAAAUCUUGAAAAUUCACUCAUUCAUUUGGUUAAAGAGCAUUUUGGUAUUAUAACUAAUGUUUAUUCCUUAUAUUAGUGUAUAAAGCUCAUUUGGUCCUAGUGAUUAAAUGGAUUGUUUCGAGAUCACUGUAGCGCGUUAAUCAAAGGUUGUUCAUAAAUUCUAGAUCUCACCUUCAUAUUCUCUUUACUUAUUUUUUGUUUAAACCGUAUAGUAUUUUUGUGUAAAUUUUCUCAACUAUCUAUCUAUCUAUCUAUCUUCAGAAGUACGAUGGGUAUCUACGUCAGACGAUAAUCUUCUUUAAAUGAUUAUGAUUUCUUUGUUCAAUUUUUCUAUUGUCUCCUUUAAUAGUAAAUGAACUAAAUGGAUUUCUAUGUUACUCUAUUAAAAUUUAUAGAAGUGAAUUCAUGUAAUAAGAAUAUGUUGUUGGUAAGAUUCUCUAAGAAGAAUUCAUCAUAUCAAAAGUUUCAUUGUUUGUUUAUUUGUUUAUUGUACACAAUACAAACAAAAAUAAUCGAUUCAAGUUAUUUUUGUAUUUUUUUCUUUUCCUUUUUUUCUCCCCCCCUCUCUCUCUCUCUGUCUCGAUAAUAGAGUUUUUGUUUGUUUGAUUUUGCCUUAACGAUUUGUGUUUUCUCAUGGUUUUAUUUUUUUAAUGUUUAUUUGAUGAUUAAUAGAUAGACGUUUUGUUGUUGUUUGCUUGUUUAUUUUCACACUUUUGUCUUUCUCUAUUUUAUACAAUUUUAUUUGUAGAUAUGUGUGUGUGGAUGUUUGGAUAGAUAUUUUUUAGCUAAAAUAUAUGUUGUUAAUUCUAUCGAAGCGUCCAAAUAACCCCGAUUGAGAUACGCGCAAAACCGAAGUUCCAAAACAACGAUUUGUCUACAAAAGCGGUUCUUUAUUAAAUAAUACACAAAAUUUAGUUACAAACCUCAACUUGUGAGGUGUCUAGGCGUUUAAACGCGUCGUUCAAGGAUGAAAAUAGCAAAGACUUCC